AUGGUGGGCCCUAGAAGCACUGCCACCCAGCUGCAGAGGCAUGGGCGGAGAGCGGUGGAGAGGGAUGGGGAGGGGUGGGGAGUGGUGGAAAGGGGUGGAGAAGGGUGGAGAACGGUGACAUUCAUCUCUCUCCGGAUUGGUUACAUUCAUCAACUUCCACCCUCCAAAACGGUUACAUCCGUCGCGGAGGACGGGCUUGCGAGGCAGUUCAUGCUGCAGGUGGACGGGCUGGGGAAGAUUGAUUUGAUUUCAGAGGUGAAGUGGUGGUAUUUGGACGAGCAACGGGUGAAGCGGGGGGAGAGUGAGGCGCUGCGGACGAGUGUGGCGAUAGAUGGGGAUGAGUGGGUGGAUGAUAAGCAGUUCAUGGCAUGGGUGCAGGGCACGAGGAGGAAUGCAGAGGGGUUCAGGAGGAGGGUGAUGAGUCUGAGGGGGGGGAGGCUGGCGGCGGUGCUGACGAGGGAGAGGGACGCUGGGAGCAUUGUGGACGGGCUGGCACAGGCUGUUGCCAGCGUGCUGCAGGCGCUACGUCCUUCCUGCCAGUGCGCGCAAGGACGCUGCUCCCAAGCUCGCCCAAGUGCUGGAACAGCAGCAGUGGCACCCUCCUGCCCCUGCCUGGCCUUCUUGCCAAUUUCUGGGCCAGCAGUGAGGCCAUCCGUCUUCCCCUGCCCCUCACUGUGA
Molecule: messenger RNA, 678 nt
Organism: Closterium sp. NIES-65
Lineage: Eukaryota; Viridiplantae; Streptophyta; Zygnematophyceae; Desmidiales; Closteriaceae
Source: the annotation of a GenBank genome assembly